UUAUUAUUCAGAUAAUUCUACAAGUAAUAAAGAUUAGAAGAUUGCUAAUAAAGAAGCAACGCAUUAAACAUGAGCGAAAGAGAAGACAACACGAUUUCGAUAGUUCGAAUGGAGAAACUUUUGACGGGCAUUACGAGCAAGAUUGAUAAACACGAUGUUCAAAAUUUGCCGUUGCUUCGGGAAAUCAUUGAUCUUACUGAACUUUUCAAAACAUUAGUUAUAUCUCGAAUGAAAAAAACUCCUGAAGUAGAACGCAUGCACAUUAUCAAUUUGCACGAUUGCCGGAAGAAAGUAGCGGAAGCUUUGUCAGAGCUUGAAGUUUUGCAGAAUAUAUCUGAAGAACAAAAUACGAAAUCCGAAAUUUUUCUGAAAGAUAUCGUUACCUGCGUAAAUGACGAGGAAGAGAUAAUGAAGAACAUAAGGGAAACAUCGGAAGUGGAGAUACCAAAAGAAAUGAAAGAAUCGAUGCAGAAGAUGCUGAUUGUAAAAGAACAACAGGAAGCACGAAAAAAGCAAUUGCAAUCUGAAAUAGAAUCGGCAGAACGUCAAUUGCACAGCAUCGUGGAAUUUAAUGCGAUAACCGAAAAGAAACUUUUCGAUGAGUGUGCGAAAAUUGAGCAAGAAUACAAAGAUCUUAUCGCUAAAUAUGAUUGCGAUAUUGGCGCGGCUCACGCUUUGAUGGAGAAAUUGUCGAAAGAUAAGGAAGUUCUUAAAACAGAAACGGAGAGUAUGGAGGCCCAGUUGGCUGUACAACGGACAUUGUACAUUCAAUAUAAAAACGAGCGAGAAAUUGCGCUGAUGAAAGUCUUUACUGAGAAACUGAAACUCUUUACACAAAAUCGAGCCGUCAGGAUUAUCCAAAGAGCAUGGAGAGCAUACUUCGAGCGAAUUUCUCUAAAAAAACGAAGAAAAGGAAGGAGAAAAUAAUUUACUUAAUCAGCUGACAUAGCUUGCGUCAGUUUUACGUGGUUUGAUCAAAAAAAUAAUGAGCUUGUCAACUUUU
Linepithema humile (Argentine ant) is the source of this 1003-nucleotide messenger RNA. RefSeq names its product dynein regulatory complex protein 10-like. The record is from RefSeq and is a predicted model, not a curated record. Lineage: Eukaryota; Metazoa; Arthropoda; Insecta; Hymenoptera; Formicidae. Gene Ontology annotation, molecular function: protein binding.